AUGCUUUGUUUGAGAACUAUGGAUAACCAAAAUCUGCUGCUCUCGGUGCAAGACGCCGACCUGGCUAAAUCGGAGCGCGCCAUCUUCGAUGUCCUCCAGGCCACCCUGUGCUUCCCUGCGAACACGCCCGUGAAGGCGGCUAAGCUGGCCGACGACUUUGUCUUCUUCUGCCGGUCCAAGGGCGACAACGAGCCCUCAGCCGCCGCCACCAUCCUCUGGGACGCCUGGUCUGUCCUCAUCGACGUGGCUGCCUGCCUGCCGCCGGGCCAUCCGUGGCAGGCCUGCCUCGUCCAGGCCAUCAAUACCCUCGCGGAAAGGGAUGACACACUGCUCGGGACCAGUAGGGGCCCGCCCUGGAAGGACCUCCCAGACCUGUCCUCGUGUCUCCGGGAGAGAUGGGACGACCCUACCGCCACCGUCGGCGCGCCGGCUGAGGAGUUGAAGUCUUGGCGGAACCUCAACUCGUUUGCCGCCCGGCUCGCGUCGUCGGGUGCCACCGCGCUGCUCCUCCACCUCGCCGUCUGGCAGCUGCGCCGCGCCCUCGAGGAGCCGGCCGUCGAGGGGCCGACCAUGGCGUGUCGUGUCUGGGUCGCGACUGACUGGAUCUCUGAGUGCGCGGCGCUUAUCUACCAGCACCUAGCCUCCGCCCCGGGGGAGCAGCAACGCGUGGACGAGGCCACGGCCAGAGCCCUCCGGACGGGCCCUCUGUGUCCUGACGACACGCCGCCGCUGAGCCACGCGCGUUGGAGCUUCUGGCGCAAGCGCUUCCACGAAUUGGCUAAGGAAGCGGGGAGCCUCAAUUUCGGAGCCGAUCUCUCUGCGCACAUCAUGGACGCCGUGGGGACGAUGGACACAGCCGCGGAGCACGCCGUAUAA
This is a messenger RNA of Fusarium keratoplasticum, 876 nucleotides long. RefSeq lists its product as uncharacterized. Lineage: Eukaryota; Fungi; Ascomycota; Sordariomycetes; Hypocreales; Nectriaceae. The record is from RefSeq and is a predicted model, not a curated record. The transcript has 2 exons. The coding region runs from base 1 to 876 and encodes 291 amino acids.